Lathyrus oleraceus (garden pea) is the source of this 735-nucleotide messenger RNA. The record is from RefSeq and is a predicted model, not a curated record. NCBI's taxonomy places the organism in Eukaryota, Viridiplantae, Streptophyta, Magnoliopsida, Fabales, Fabaceae.
AUUGAACUCACAACUACCACCCAAUUUUGAUGCACAUUCACCAAAAAUUCAUCACUCUAUUCAUCUUCACACCUUAUCUUAUUUUCUAUAUAAACCCCCUCCCACAAAGACAUUACACACACCAUUCAAACAAACCAAGAAAAAGAAUUGAAAAGUUAGAAAACAAAAAUGGCAAGAAGCAUGAAGUUAGCAUGUGUUGCUUUGGUGAUCUGCAUGGUGGUUAUUGCGCCUAUGGCAGAAGCUGCUUUGUCUUGUGGAACUGUAUCCGCUGAUAUGGCUCCAUGCGUUACUUAUCUUCAAGCUCCUAAUAAUGCCAGUCCUCCACCGCCAUGCUGUGCAGGAGUGAAGAAGCUUCUUGCUGCCGCCACCACCACGCCGGAUCGUCAGGCUGCCUGUAACUGCUUGAAAUCAGCUGCCGGUUCUAUUCCUAAAUUGAAUACUAACAAUGCUGCUGCUCUCCCUGGCAAAUGCGGUGUUAGCAUCCCUUACAAGAUCAGUACCUCCACCAACUGUAACACUGUUAGGUUUUGAAGAUGGUGGUGUGGUUUCAGGGUUAUCAUAUGGAAACUUGUCACUAGUAUAUGAGAGUUUAAAUAUUAAGAAUAAAAAUCUUAGUGAGAGUGAUAUAGGAUCAUCUUACAUGUGGUCCUAUCCUCUUGUACUAGAUCUAUACUGUAUUCACUGUUUCUCACUAUGUUGUUGAAUCAAUCUAUAUAAUGACAUAUUUUAAUUUGA